This is a messenger RNA of Passer domesticus (house sparrow), 5485 nucleotides long. RefSeq names its product olfactory receptor 14C36-like. Gene Ontology annotation, biological process: G protein-coupled receptor signaling pathway. The annotation marks the transcript as partial. The transcript is spliced from 2 exons. Gene Ontology annotation, molecular function: olfactory receptor activity; odorant binding; G protein-coupled receptor activity. Gene Ontology annotation, cellular component: membrane. The record is from RefSeq and is a predicted model, not a curated record. NCBI's taxonomy places the organism in Eukaryota, Metazoa, Chordata, Aves, Passeriformes, Passeridae.
GGCAACGGCCUCAUCAUCAGCGCCGUAGCCUGCGGCCACCACCUGCACACGCCCAUGUGCACCACUGUCCCCAAAGCCAUGCACAAUUCCCUCUGGGACACCACGACCAUCUCCUACACAGGAUGUGCUGUUCAGCUCUUCUUUUUGUAUUUCUUCAUCUCAGCAGAGCUUUCACUCCUGACCAUCAUGUGCUACGACCGCUACGUGUCCAUCUGCAAACCCCUGCACUAUGGGACCCUCCUGGGCAGCAGAGCUUGUGCCCACAUGGCAGCAGCUGCCUGGGCCAGUGCUUUUCUCUGUUCACUGCUGCACAGAGCCAAUACAUUUUCCCCGCCCCUGUGCCAUGGCAAUGCCCAGGGCCAGUUCUUCUGUGAAAUCCCAGCAAUCCUCAAGCUCUCUUGCUCACACUCCAAACUCAAGAAACUUGGUCUUCUUGCUGCUAGUGCCUGUUUAGGACUCGGAUGUUUUGUGUUCAUUGUUUUCUCCUAUGUGCAGAUCUUCAGGACUGUGCUGAGGAUCCCCUCUGAGCAAGGACGGCACAAAGCCUUUUCCAUCUGCCUUCCUCACUUGGCUAUGGUCUCCCUGUUUUUCAGCACUGUCAUUUUUGCUCAUCUGAAGCUUCCCUCCAUCUCCUCCACAUCUCAGGAACUGAUGGUGUCAUUUCUGUACUUGGUGGUGCUUCCAGCCCUGAACCCCCUCAUCUACAGCCUGAGGAACAAGGAGCUCAAGGCUGAAAUGUGGACACUGAUGACUGGAUGCUUUCAGGAACAUUAAACUGCUGGCCAAUUUCUGCAAAUCACUUGUAAUAAAAAUCACCUUUGAUACUUGUUGUUUGUUUCAUUUUGUAUGUUCUUUUCCUGUUUUAAUUUUUUCACAUUGUCCACAAAGAAAUGUCAUUGUUUGUGCCAUAUCUCAUUUUGUUUCUCUUCAACUUGCCUGUGGCCACAGACUGUGUCAAUGAGGGGCUGUGCUCUUGGGAGCUUUAAAGGAACUAAGGGAUCUCGCAGCAAAGUUUUCUGCAGAGAUGCCCUUUUGUUGCCUUCUCUGGAGCUGCAGCAGCAAUGUCUGUGUGCAGAGCUGGGGGCAGAUCAGUGCUGGCACAACUGCCCUGCUCCUGCUGGCCACACCAUUCUUGAUCCAUGACAGGAACCAUUGGCCUUCUUGGCCACCUGGGCACACUGCUGCCUCAUGUCCAGCCUGCUGUCCAUCUGUGCCCCCAGGUCCCUUUCUGCCUGGCUGCUGUCCAGCCACUCUGUCCCCAGUCUGUAGCGCUGCAGGGGUUGUUGUGGCCCAAGUGCAGGACCCAGUGCUUGGACUUGUUCAACCUCACCUUGCUGGAUUUGGCCCCUGGAUCCAGCCUGUCCAGGGCCCUGUGCAGAGCCCUCCUACCCUCCAGCACAUCAACACUCACACCCAGCAUGGUGUCAUCUGCAAAGAUGUCCUUGGCUCCAUGUGGCCUCUCAGUGUCACCAUGGCCCUUAGGUUACACCAGACCCUGCACUGUCACAGUGGUCGCCUUGUUUCAAUGAGACCAUGCAGAGCAACAAUGCUCUCCUUGGUUCCAUGGGGCCCCAAAAUAUGACAAAGGACUCCUUGUUUCCAUGGGACUUCACAGCGUCACAAUGUUCUAAUUUGUGCUGCAGUUUCACAGUGGCCCCUUGGUUCCAUGGGGCCCCAGGGUGUCACAAUGGCCCCAUGGUUGCACGAGGUCCCACACUGUCACCAUGGUGUCUGUGGUUCCACAAGUCCCCUCAGUGUCACAAUGGACUCCUUGUUUCCACAAGGCCACACAGUGUCACAGCUGUCUUCCAGAUCCCUUGAGGCCCAAUUGUGUCACAGUGGCUCCUUGGUUACACAGUGUCACAAUGUCCCCUUGGUUCCAUGAGGCCCCGCAGUGUCAGAACGACCCCUUGGUUCCACUGGGCCCUGGAGUCUCCCAAUGGUCUCCUUGGUUUCUCACUGUCAAAAUGGUGAAACACCUUGGUUCCACAAGGUGCUGCAGUGUCACAAUGGCCUCUGUGGUUCCAUGAGGACCCAGAGUGUCACAGUGCACUCCCUGGUUCCAUUUGGCCCCACAGCACCACAAUGGGCCCCUGGUUCUAUCAGGCUGCACAGUGUCACCAUGGUCCUCUUAGUUCCACAAGGUCAUGUAGUGUCACAAUUGCCCCUUGCUUCCCCAGAGUGUCCCAAUCAUCAGAAAAUGACAGAAUCAAAGAGGCUGGAAAAGACCUUUGGGAUCAUCAAGUCCAACCAAUGCCCUAAUACUGCCUUGUCACCCAGACUAUGCCACUAAGUGCUACUGGAGAGGGACAGUGACUCUGCCACCUCCCCCUGGCCUGCCCAUUCCAAUGCCCAAUCACUCUUUCUGUGAAGAACUUCUUCCUACUGUCCAGCCUAAACCUCCCCUGGUGCAGCUUAAGGCUGUGUCUUCUUGUCCAGCCCUCCAGCAGAUCCACACUUUCACACAGCUUGGUGUCAUCUGCAAAUUUGUGAAUGGUGGACUCGAUCCCCUCACCCAGAUCAUCAGUGAAGAUAUUAAACAGGACUGGGUCCAACACAGAUCCCUGGGGGACAGCACCAGUGCCUGGACACCAGCUGGGUGCAGCACCAUCCCCACCACUCUCUGGGCCCAGCCUCCAGCCAGCUCUUAAAUCUCUCAGGGAGGAGGGAACCUGCCCAAGCCGUGGGCUGCAGCUUUUCCAGGGAAUGCUGUCAGAGACAGUGUCAAAGGCCUUGCUGAAUUCCAGGCACACAACAUCCACAGCCUUUCCUGCAUCCACAGGCUGGUCACCUGGUCAUAAAAGGAGAGACCAGGUUGGUAAGGCAGGACUUGCCACCCCUAAUUCCACACUGACUGGCUCUGAUCCCUCAGCCAUCCUGUGGGUGCCCUGUGAUGGCUCUCAAGGUGAUCUGUUCCAUAACCUUGCCAGGCACCCAGGUCAGGCUGACAGACCUGGAGUUCCCCAGAUCCUCCUUCCAGCCCCUCUUGGGGAUGGGCUGACAUUGGCACCUCCACUCCUCUGGGACCUCCCUGCUGAGCCAGGACUGAUGGUAAAUGAUGGAGAGCAGCUUGGGGAGCUCAUCCACCAGCCCCCUCAUCCCCCUAGGAUGGAUCCCAUCUGCUCCCAUACUCCUGUGAGCAUCUGAGUGGCUCAGCAGGUCAGCAGCGGCUUCCUCCUGGAUUUCAGGGGGCUGUUCUGCUCCCUAUGCCCAUCCAGCAGCUCAGGGGAACACUUGCCCUGAGGGCAACCUGUCCUAAUAUUGAAAAUUGAGACAAACAAGGUGUUAAGCAGCUCAGCCUUUUUUUUAUCUUUUGUUGCUAUAUUCCCCACUGUAUCCAAUAAGGAAUCGAGGUUCUCCUUAUACCACAUGUUGCUAUUUAGUUUAUUUAUAGAAACAUUUUCUAUUAUUAUUUACAGAAAUGACCAGGUUAAGCUCUAAUUGAGCUUUCACCUCUCGACUUUUCAUUCUGCAUGACCUAACAACAUCCUUAAAUAUUUUCUAAGAUGCCUGACCUUCUGUCCAAAGCUGAUGCACCUUCUUUUUUCCACUGACUUCCCACAAAAGCUCCAUGUGCAGCCAGGACAGUCAUUUUCCUCUCUAGCUCAUCUCUUGCCACACUGGGACAGGCUGCUCCUCCUCCCUUAAGAUUACUUUCUUGAAAUGUGUCUGUCCUUCCUUGGGCCCUUUGUUUUUAAGGGCAGUUUCCCUUAAAAAAAUCAGGACCUGAUUUGGUACUCUGCAAAUCUACAUUCUAAAUAGGCCAAAGUCUGCCUUAGCUAAUUCCAGUGUAGAAGUUUUGUUGCUGCCCCUCCUUCUUUCACAGAACAUUGAAAACUUGAUUAUUUCAUGGUCACUGUUCUCCAGGCAGCCCCUGACCCCCACAUCUGCCACCAGCCCUUCUCUGUUUUUGAACAGCAGGAGACAGAGCUUUCCUUGAGAAUGUUACCAAAAAUUUGGUAUAUUUGGUAAAAUAGAAAAUUCAUUAACUCCAAUGUAGCAUGAAGAAGCAGCAUUAUUUAUUCAGCCGGAUGCACGGGGGAGAGCUCCUCCCAAAGCCCUGCAUGCUGAGUACAGGAAAGUUUCUGUUUAUUUUCUGUAUUUUGCACACAUAUUCAUUGAUUGCCCUGGACUAAACACACAUAUGAUAAUCAUUUCCCCAAAAUCAUUGACAUAUUUCCCCUCCUCUUUACCCAUGAGUUCUGUCCUGUGGGUCUCUCUGGUGGUCCCUGGUGGUCGUGGACCCCAGUGUUCCAGUGGGCCUGGCUGAGCUGGCAGGACACUGAGGCUGGUGAACUUCCAGUUCCCCUUCUGACACAAUGGGCAUUGUGUGCUUUCCAUAGGCCUGGGUUUUAGGAGAACAAGCUCCAGGUGUCAGCUCACCUGGUGUAGACAAUUGAUCAUCUGGUAACAUGAGGACAUAGAGUGGGCUAUGACAUCACAGAGUGGGUUAUGUCAGGUCAUUGAGAAGCUAUGACAUCACAGGCCAUCUCUGUGACAUCACAAGGCAGAGGCCUGACAUCACAGAGAAGACUAUGACAUCACAGAGUUGGCUGUGACAUCAGCGACCCGCUGUGUGACAUUAUAGAAUGGGCUGUGACCUCACAGAGCAGGUUGUGACAUCCCAGAGGGGCUCUGUGACAUCCCAGGAGGGCUGUGUGAGGUCACUGGGUUGCUCACUCAGCCCCAGCUCCCCCUCACAGUUUCUCCCAACAAGUCCAACGAUGUUCAUGCCCAGCAGGGUCCCUGUCCCCUGGUAUCCACCUGGUCCACCUGGAGCCACAGCCUCCAGCAAAGGAUGUUCCACAGGAUCCAGCCCAGAGCUUGACAUGGGGACGAGGGGCCAGGGCUGUGUGACCAGGACAUCAAGGCCGUGGAUGAUCCAGGUCACUGUGUCCUGGUUUGGGUACUCCAGGGCAGGAAAGAUGUCUGGCAGAUGGAACAGGGUUAGGGAAGGGCCUCCAAGGUGGGGCUGGAGCCCUUGGGCUGUGAGCAGAGGCUGAGGGAGCUGGGCUUGUCCAGCCCGGAGCAGGGAAGGCUGAAGGGCUCCUCAUCCUAGCCUGGCAGUGCCAGCCAGGAGGUGAUGGAGAACACAGAGCCAGGCUCUUCACCAGGGGGCCUGGUGGGAGACAAAAGCCAAUGGGUGGAAGGGGAAAGAGGGGAGAUCAGCCAGGACAGGAAGAGAUUAAAUUAGUCAGGCUGGUUUCCGCAUUUUCUCAACAGAAAAAGCUGCCCGAGCCCCUUCUCUAUCUACCACUGACAGCUUUGCAAAUCAGGAAUUGUUUGAGCUGUUUUGAUCCCACUCCAGGAUGAGCAUCCUGAUACAAGAAUUUAAUUGUGUUUAUAUCUGUCUCAGAACCACUUUUAUCUAAAAUUAAUUUUAGUAUGGAAAUCACUUGUGGAUGGAGGACUCAUCAGACAAUGCUGGGACCUUGCAUAUCGCUCAGGGAGAAGCAUGAUUGUUAUUAAAUUUUAUCCUGUUCAA